AUGCUUCGUUCUAUUGAAGAAGUUGAUAAACCAGCCAAAAGGGGCAAGAAACCUGAAUUGCAAAAGGAUGGACUGGUAGAAAAACAAUCCAUGGGACAGACUCCCAAGAAGAGGAAAACUGAUCAAGCAGCUCCUUCUCAACCACAACCUAAAAAGCAGAAGAAGCCUGCUAGGAGACUUAUUCUCCAAUCCUCAAGCAAUUCGGAUUCAGAAUAUGUUCCUCCUAAGCCCAAGAACGCUCCAAAUACAGAUUCUGAGAACGAAAGUUCAGAUGAAGAGGCUUCGGGCCGAGGAGAUACUCCACUUCACUCCCCAUCUCCAGAAAUUCCGGACUUGGAGUUUGACUCUACAUACUUCAGUCUUUAUCGAGUUCAAAGUGAGGAUGAUGAAGAUGAGCCAAUCACCAAACGUUAUCUAAAAGCGGUAAACAACAAGCUGGAUCAACUGCUUUCCUCCUCUUCCUCAGGUGCUUACUCAGAUGCGGUUUUAAAGGCUUUGUUCUCCUCAGUAGUUGUUGAACAUUCAGCCUCCUUAACUGCUGCAGCCAAGGCUAUUAAAGCCUCCACUUCUCAGUGUCAACAGGCUUCUCAAGCUGUUGAUGCUUCAACAAAAGAAUGCAAGGAAGCGACCGCAAAAGUCGAUAAACUAACUCUUCAGUCUGAGUGCUCGAAGGUUGAUGCAGCACGCAAUGCUAUUCAGCAGGCGAAUGUAGCAUUGCAUGAUAAUGUUAACGAACUCUUAUCUCAACUACAAAAGGACUUAGCGAUGGAGAAUGGGCUUAUGGAUGAGCUUGCCAGACGCACAAACCAGCUUAAACUGCAAACACAUAAGCUGCGAUCUGCUCAUGCUGAGAUUGAUGACCUCAAAAAGAGAUAG
Messenger RNA from Lactuca sativa (garden lettuce), 876 nucleotides. The record is from RefSeq and is a predicted model, not a curated record. Lineage: Eukaryota; Viridiplantae; Streptophyta; Magnoliopsida; Asterales; Asteraceae.